Miscanthus lutarioriparius is the source of this 6354-nucleotide messenger RNA. NCBI's taxonomy places the organism in Eukaryota, Viridiplantae, Streptophyta, Magnoliopsida, Poales, Poaceae. The record is from the annotation of a GenBank genome assembly.
AUGGCCAACCUCGGCGGCGGCGCCGAGGCGCACGCGCGGUUCAAGCAGUACGAGUACCGCGCCAACUCCAGCCUCGUCCUCACCACCGACUCCCGCCCGCGGGACACCCACGAGCCCACCGGCGAGCCCGAGACUCUCUGGGGCAGGAUCGACCCCAGGUCUUUCGGUGACCGCGCCGUCCAGAACAAGCCGCCCGAGCUCGAGGAGAAGCUCUCCAAGUCGCGCACCAAGAAGUCUAAGCGCGACGCUGCCGCCGCGGUCGACCCCGACCUCCCCCGUCGCGACGCCAAGCGCAGGCGCCGCGCCGCUUCCGCCCAGGAGGUCUCCGUCCUCUCCCUCACCGACGACGCCGUCUACAAGCCCCAGACCAAGGAGACGCGCGCCGCCUACGAGGCCUUGCUGAGUCUCAUCCAGCAGCAGCUCGGCGGCCAGCCCCUUGACGUCCUCGCCGGGGCUGCUGACGAGGUGCUCGCCACGCUCAAGAAUGACAAGGUCAAGAACCCUGAUAAGAAGAAGGACAUUGAGCAGCUGCUCAACCCUAUCUCCAGCCAGCUCUUUGACCAGCUUGUCUCCAUCGGCAAGAUCAUCACCGACUUUCAUGAUGCGGCGGCCAGUGAUGCUGCCGGUGCGCCUUCUGCCGACGGCAUGGACACCACCCUGGAUGAUGAUGUUGGUGUUGCUGUUGAGUUUGAAGAAGAUGAAGACGAGGAGAGUGAUUUUGAUCAGGUGCAGGAUGAGCUGGAUGAGGAUGACGAAGAUGACAUGGCUGAGUUGAAUGGUCCUGGAGGUAUGCAGAUGAGCGGUGAGUUAGACGAUGAUGACAUGCAGAACGCCAACCAGGGGCUGGCUGUCAAUGUUCAGGACAUCGAUGCUUACUGGCUCCAGAGGAAGAUAUCCCAGGCAUAUGGGGAUGGGGACAUUGAUGCCCAGCAGAGCCAGAAGCUUGCCGAGGAUAUCUUGAAGAUCAUUGCUGAGGGCGACGACAGAGACGUCGAGAAUCGCCUUGUCAUGCUCUUGGACUAUGAGAAGUUUGAUCUCAUUAAGUUGCUGCUGCGCAACCGUCUCAAGAUUGUUUGGUGCACCCGCUUAGCCAGGGCUGAAGAUCAGGAACAGAGGAAGAAGAUAGAGGAAGAGAUGGCAAGUGACCCAAGCUUGGCUCCAAUAUUGGAGCAGCUACAUGCAACCAGAGCAUCUGCAAAGGAGAGGCAGAAGAACCUGGAGAAAAGCAUCAGGGAUGAGGCUAAGAGGCUCCUCAACAAUGAUGCUGCUGCUGGCGCUGAUGGUGCCAGGGACCGCAGGGCAGCCGAGCGGGACAUGGAGAGUGGAUGGCUGAAAGGACAGAGACAGCUGCUUGAUCUCGAAAGCCUCUCGUUCCAUCAGGGUGGUCUCUUUAUGGCUAACAAGAAAUGUGAACUUCCGACUGGAUCGUUUAGAACCCCUCAUAAGGGAUAUGAGGAGGUUCAUGUGCCAGCACUGAAGGCUAAGCCCUAUGAAACAGGGGAGAAGAUUGUCAAGAUAUCUGAUAUGCCAGAGUUUGCACGGUCAGCUUUCGAUGGGAUGACCCAGCUGAACAGAGUUCAGAGCAGGGUCUAUGAUACUGCUCUUUUCAAACCAGACAAUAUCCUUCUCUGUGCUCCGACUGGUGCUGGCAAAACAAAUGUGGCGUGCUUACCAUCCUUCAGCAGAUCGGUCUGCAUAUGCAGGAUGAUGGAGUGUUUGAUAAUACCAAGUUACAAUGUUACUGUUAGGGAGCUCAGUGGAGACCAGAACUUGACCAAGCAACAGAUUGAUGAAACACAGAUUAUUGUCACGACACCUGAGAAAUGGGAUAUUGUGACCAGGAAAUCAGGGGACAGAACCUAUACCCAAAUGGUGAAGCUGUUAAUCAUUGAUGAGAUCCAUCUGCUACAUGAUAACAGAGGGCCUGUUCUGGAGAGCAUUGUUGCUAGGACAGUCAGGCAGAUUGAGACGACCAAGGAGCAUAUUCGUCUGGUUGGGCUCUCUGCGACUCUACCAAACUAUGAAGAUGUUGCAUUAUUCUUGCGCGUUCGCAAAGAAAGCCUCUUCUAUUUUGACAACAGUUACCGACCUUGCCCUCUUGCUCAGCAAUACAUUGGGAUCACUGUGAGGAAGCCACUACAGAGGAUGCAGUUGAUGAAUGAGAUUUGUUAUGAGAAGGUUAUGGCUGCCGCUGGUAAGCAUCAAGUGCUUAUAUUUGUACACUCAAGGAAGGAGACGGCAAAGACUGCCAAAGCCAUCAGAGAUACGGCGUUGGCAAAUGACACAGUCAGCCGCUUUCUGAAGAACGAGAGUGCAAGCCAAGAGAUCCUUGGCACUCAUGCUGAACUUGUCAAAAACAAUGACCUUAAAGACCUUUUGCCUUAUGGGUUUGCUAUUCAUCAUGCUGGGAUGGCAAGGGUUGACCGUGAGCUUGUUGAGGAACUUUUUGCUGACAAGCACAUUCAAGUACUUGUAUCCACUGCUACCCUUGCAUGGGGUGUCAAUUUGCCUGCACAUACUGUUAUCAUAAAGGGUACGCAGAUUUACAACCCAGAAAAAGGUGCUUGGACAGAACUAAGCCCUCUGGAUGUCAUGCAGAUGCUUGGUCGUGCAGGAAGGCCUCAGUAUGAUACACAUGGAGAGGGAAUAAUCUUGACUGGCCACAGUGAAUUGCAGUUCUACCUGUCUCUUAUGAACCAGCAGCUGCCUAUUGAGAGUCAGUUCAUAUCCAAAUUGGCUGAUCAAUUGAAUGCAGAGAUUGUUCUGGGGACUAUUCAGAAUGCUCGUGAAGCAUGCUCGUGGCUUGGCUAUACUUACCUCUACAUUCGGAUGCUCCGCAAUCCAACAUUGUAUGGUCUGCCAGCAGAUAUCUUGGAGAGUGAUAAAACGCUUGAUGAAAGGAGAGCUGAUUUGAUACAUUCCGCUGCAAAUCUACUGGAUAGGAACAAUCUGAUAAAGUAUGACAGGAAAACAGGAUACUUUCAAGUUACUGACCUGGGAAGGAUUGCCAGUUAUUACUAUAUCAGUCAUGGAACUAUUUCAACAUACAAUGAGUACCUGAAACCUACAAUGGGUGAUAUCGAACUGUGCCGACUGUUUUCUCUGAGUGAAGAAUUUAAGUAUGUAGGUGUCAGGCUUGAUGAGAAAAUGGAACUGGCAAAGCUUUUGGAUCGUGUGCCAAUACCUGUGAAAGAGAGCUUGGAGGAACCCAGUGCAAAGAUCAAUGUUCUGCUGCAAGCAUAUAUUUCUAGGUUGAAACUGGAAGGCCUUUCUCUUAGUUCUGAUAUGGUCUACAUCAGACAGAGUGCUGGCCGUCUCUUACGAGCACUAUUUGAGAUUGUUUUGAAGAGGGGAUGGGCUCAACUAGCGGAGAAAGCGCUGAAUCUUUGCAAGAUGGUUGAUAAACAAAUGUGGAGUGUCCAAACUCCCUUGCGGCAGUUUACUGGAAUUCCAAAGGAGAUCUUGAUGAAACUCGAGAAGAAGGAGUUGGCUUGGGAGAGGUACUACGAUCUGUCCUCACAAGAAAUUGGUGAACUGAUCCGCUAUCCCAAGAUGGGGAGGCAGCUGCACAAGUGCAUCCACCAGUUACCAAAGCUGAAUCUUUCAGCCCAUGUCCAGCCCAUUACUCGUACAGUUUUGGGUUUUGAGCUGACAAUUACACCUGAUUUCCAGUGGGAUGAUAAGGUACAUGGAUACGUGGAGCCCUUUUGGGUUAUUGUUGAGGAUAAUGAUGGCGAGUACAUUCUUCACCAUGAAUAUUUCAUGCUUAAGAAACAGUAUGCUGAUGAAGAUCAUACAUUGAACUUCACAGUGCCGAUAUAUGAGCCACUGCCUCCUCAGUAUUUCAUUCGUGUUGUGUCUGACAAGUGGCUUGGUUCUCAGACAAUUCUCCCUGUCUGCUUUAGGCACUUAAUUCUACCAGAAAAAUAUGCUCCACCAACUGAAUUGCUUGAUCUGCAGCCUCUGCCUGUUAGCGCAUUGAGAAAUGCAAGAUAUGAGGGCCUCUAUAGUGCUUUUAAGCAUUUCAAUCCCAUCCAAACUCAAGUAUUCACUGUCUUGUAUAACAGCGAUGACAGCGUGUUGGUCGCUGCGCCAACUGGCAGCGGGAAAGGCGAUAUGUGCGGAGUUUGCUGUACUAAGGAACCACCAGAGGGCAGUGUCUGCUCUUGCGAAAGAAAGAUACAGGGACUGGAGCGGAAAUUUGGAGAGUUUGCCAAGGUAGUUGAGCUCACUGGUGAAACAGCAGCUGAUUUGAAGCUUCUGGAUAAAGGUGAGAUCAUAAUCAGUACUCCUGAAAAGUGGGAUGCGCUGUCUCGCCGGUGGAAACAGCGAAGCACAUCCAACAGGAUGAGGCGUAUUUCCAGUCAUAUUGGCAGUAACAUACGGAUCGUAGCACUUUCAGCAUCACUUGCUAAUGCUAAAGAUCUCGGUGAAUGGAUCGGUGCCACCUCUCAUGGCCUUUUCAACUUCCCUCCAGCAGUGAGACCUGUGCCAUUGGAAAUUCACAUCCAGGGUGUGGAUAUAGCAAACUUUGAGGCAAGGAUGCAAGCAAUGACAAAGCCUACCUACACUGCCAUCACACAGCAUGCAAAGAACAGUAAACCUGCCCUGGUGUAUGUACCGACAAGGAAGCAUGCAAUGUUGACUGCAUUGGACUUGUGUGCGUACUCUAGUGUUGAGGGUGCUGGAACACCAUUUCUUCUUGGGUCAGAAGAUGAGAUGGAUACUUUCACUAGAGGUGUUGAAGAAGAGACGCUUAAGAAUACACUUAAAUGUGGUGUAGGUUAUUUGCAUGAGGGUCUAAGUGAGCUUGAUCAGGAACUUGUAACCCAGCUGUUCCUUGGUGGGAGGAUCCAAGUGUGUGUUGCAAGCAGCACAAUGUGUUGGGGAAAACCAUUGCCUGCUCAUUUGGUUGUUGUCAUGGGGACUCAGUAUUAUGAUGGCCGGGAGAAUGCUCACACCGAUUAUCCAAUUACAGAUCUGCUUCAAAUGAUGGGUCAUGCCAGCAGACCACUUCAAGAUAACUCAGGGAAAUGUGUUAUAUUGUGUCAUGCGCCUCGCAAAGAGUACUACAAGAAGUUCCUUUUUGAGGCCUUCCCUGUCGAGAGCAAUCUUCACCAUUUCUUGCAUGAUCACAUGAAUGCUGAGGUGGUGGUUGGUGUUGUAGAGAAUAAGCAAGAUGCUGUGGAUUAUCUUACUUGGACUUUCAUGUAUCGGCGGCUGACAAAGAAUCCUAACUUCUACAAUCUUCAGGGUGUAAGUCACCGGCAUCUUUCAGAUCAUCUUUCUGAGCUAGUUGAGACUGUCCUGAAUGAUCUUGAAUCAAGCAAGUGUGUGGCUAUAGAGGAGGACAUGUACCUGAAGCCCCUCAAUCUUGGCCUUAUUGCUUCAUACUACUAUAUUAGCUACACAACUAUUGAGCGUUUUAGUUCUAUGCUGACCCAGAAGACUAAGGUGAAAGGACUCCUAGAGAUUCUAGCAUCUGCUUCAGAAUAUGCAGAGCUUCCGGGUCGUCCUGGUGAGGAAGAAUUCAUUGAGAGACUCGUUCGCCACCAGAGGUUCUCUAUCGAGAAACCCAAGUAUGGCGAUCCGCAUGUGAAGGCCAAUGCUCUGCUGCAAGCCCAUUUUUCAAGGCACACAGUGGUUGGGAACCUGGCAGCUGAUCAGCGCGAGAUUCUCCUUUCUGCUCAUAGGUUGCUCCAGGCAAUGGUUGAUGUUAUAUCCAGCAAUGGUUGGCUUAGUCUUGCUCUUAGUGCAAUGGAGCUGAGUCAAAUGGUGACACAAGGCAUGUGGGAUCGGGAUUCUGUGCUGCUUCAAGUUCCACACUUCGCAAAGGACUUGGCUCGGAGGUGCCAGGAAAAUGAAGGGAAGCCCAUCGAGAGUAUCUUUGAUCUUGCUGAGAUGGGUGUCGAUGAGAUGCGGGAUCUCUUACAGCUAUCAAACUCUCAGCUGCAAGACAUCAUUGAAUUUUUCAAGCGGUUCCCCAAUGUUGAUAUGACCUAUGAGGUCCGUGAGGGUGAUGAUAUAACCGCUGGUGACAAUGUAACCGUGCAGGUAACUCUGGAGCGUGACAUGACUAACGUGUCAUCUGAGGUUGGUCCAGUUCAUGCGCCAAGGUUUCCCAAGCCUAAGGAAGAAGGCUGGUGGCUGGUGAUUGGCGACAGCUCCACAAACCAGUUACUGGCAAUCAAAAGAGUGGCACUCCAGAGGAGGGCGAGAGUGAAACUUGAGUUCUCCGCUCCUGCAGAGACUGGGAGAAAGGAUUACAUGAUUUACUUGAUGUCAGACUCUUACUUGGGCUGCGAUCAGGAGUAUGAGUUCACCGUUGAUGUCAAGGAUGCUGGAGGGGAUUGA